Messenger RNA from Cyanidioschyzon merolae strain 10D, 3921 nucleotides. RefSeq lists its product as hypothetical. The coding region runs from base 1 to 3921 and encodes 1306 amino acids. NCBI's taxonomy places the organism in Eukaryota, Rhodophyta, Bangiophyceae, Cyanidiales, Cyanidiaceae. The record is from RefSeq and is a predicted model, not a curated record. The transcript has a single exon.
AUGCUCCCCGAACGCGACCCGACUCGUCUCGUUUCGUUGCACACUCGGGUCGCAGAAGCGCAGCGCUUAGCUCGGUCUUGGUUCCAGGAGGUGUCGGGAAGCCAGAGAUAUGGCCAGCAACGCGCUGUCUCGGGCGCAACCGCGGUACGUGUUCACUCGAAUGAACCAAUACCAGAACAAGUGCAGCGGCUGUUGACGCAGGGUAGCCUGCGGGAGAUCGACGUCGUCCUUGAAACGCUGCUUUCGGAGUGGGCGCGCGCGUCUGAGCAAACCUGCACUUCCAUAGCACGUGCUUUGCGCAGCUGUCUGCCUCAAGUGCGAAAUGGAGCCGAGUGUUUCGUAGCGCGCUUUGCUUGGCGACUAGUGGCGCUCGAUGAAACGAGUGCUCGCGUCUUGUUGCUCGCAGCCGCUCACAGCGACCGAGAGGAACUGGCUUGUGCUGUCGCUGCACUUGCAGAUCGCGCGUAUCUGGAACGCUCCGCGGUAGCGCUGCCAGCGAUGCCUGAAUAUGAACUUGUCAGGCAAACUACCAACAUCGCCGUAGCGUACUUGCAAGCGGUUAUGACCCCGAGUACGGCUUCGCGAGCGCGGAGAAUCUUCCUCCGCUAUGCACUGCCCAGCAACCUUGCACAGGCAGCGCUGUACCUCCUGCUUCAGUAUCGAGGAGAUCAAUUUCCAUCUGAAGAGUUCAGUCUGAUUUUGGAAAGAUUUCCUCAACCCGACGUUUCUAUGCUGUUGUGGUAUCUGGUUCGCAUGGAGGCCUUCCUGUCUGGGACAGCAUCAGUGCCUGAUCCCAGCGUUAUCGCCGGUGUGGGCCAGACUCGGUCGAUGCUAUCGAGGAGGGAUGCUUUUCGGGAGCAUCGGGACUCUGCGGCAGUGCUCCUUCUGCUGCACGACUGGCAUGCACUUGAGCGCUAUGGGUCCGUCUGGUUUUCUUCGAUGGGACCCAGCAAAGAGCAACUGAACGAUCUCUACGAUUGGAAGCGAGUCGAUGUGCGACUCUUCUGGACGGUCCGUAUACUGGGUUCUUCGACAAACAGCGAGCACUUGUCGCAUGUCGCGGAUCUAUCGGAUGCACUCGAAGCACUUCUAGAGCGAACCCAAAGUCUUUUUCCGCGAACGCGUGCCCUCUGCCAGACGAUUGGGCAUGUGCUUGCACUUGAGUCAAAUCUGGAGAAGCUCGCCGAAUGGCUGUGGAGCCAAGAAUCCGAACGCAUUCCACUGCCGUUGUUUGUCAGCUACUUGUUCGCUGUACACCAGCCACAGGUGCAGGGUGCGGUUAUUCUGAAGCUGGCGCACAGGAAUCGCCUGUCGCAUGGCAAAACGCAGUACCCCAUCGAGGUUCUUUAUGUUGUGAUAGCGGCGUUACUUGUAACGUUGCGUACCGGAGAACUCGUCACCGGUCUGAACAUUUGUCUCUUCAUUGACUGCAUGCAGAGCUUCGUGCAGAACAAUGAGGUAUUCCUGAAAACGUUUCUGCCCUGUAUUCAGCUGGUAUUCGGUGAAGCGCUGCGCGAAGCGCGUGAGCAGCACCGACUAGCCUGGGAGCGGCUAUGGGUCACGAUUCUCGGGCGACUCGCGCUUCGUCUGCCUCGAGCGCAGCGUCUUCUCGAACAGGGGCUAUCAAGGGCUCUCAACAGAGACCACCAAUAUGCAACCUCAGUAUUAUCGCUUUACAUGAAAAGCGUGAGAGAUCUCUGCUCGUCUGUGCCUGCUCGCGGCAUGCAGUUGCUCGCUUUGAUCCAGGCAGUGGUGCUCCGCAUGCGCGAGACAAACGCGGGACACGACGCUAUAGCCUAUGCACUUGAAGCGCUCGAUCAUCUGGUUCAGGCUCAACUGAUGGAUCCGGCGAAAACGCUUCGAUUUCUGCUUCAACAAAUGCCACUUUCCGCAUAUAAGAGCAAUAGAUGGCCAGCGUUGUUAGCGAAUGCCUGGUUCGGCUUGCUGACGAGCAUCCUCAGAGAGUAUCCGUGGCAGCCAACCCGGCGCGCCCAUCGACUCCUUCGGGUGCUUCUCUGGCUGUUGCACGAUUGCGAGUCGGACCCGAGAGCUGCCCUAGCGCUCACCCGCCUCGGUUAUCGAGUCUGGUAUGCAGCGCAGUGGUGGGAGCACCAGCAGGCACCGCGCCACACGGCAGGCGCCCUGCCCAGCAAUGACGCAGACCUGUCGGGCGAGGCGGAGCUACUGGAAUCCCUGCCUCACCUGAUGCCGAAUGAUCAGUGGACACCACGCUCCAUCGAGCGGCUCGCUCGUUACAUCCAGUUUGCCGUAGACCCGGCGCUGACGGAGCAGGUGCCGCUGCUCCCCGUCCUGGAAGCGUCUGACGCAUUCUACGGCCUUGCCCGCAUGUUGAUCCACGGGGCAUGGGCGCAUCGUUCUCGAGCCGCGUACCACGCCCGACGCCUGCGUCUGGGUCGCUCCCGUGACUCGCAGGCGUACCUGCAGCGGGAGCUGACCUCUCUGCGCGAGUACGCUGACAGUCUGCCGACGCUGAGUCCUAUCCGACUCGUCAUGAACCUGGUUCUGGAUAUGGAGCAAAACGCGCCCCUGGCGCUGGUCAGCGCCCAGCUCAUGGCUACUUGUGGCGCAACGCUUCGCUCGGGCCUCUCCUACGAAGCUCUCUACGCGAUGUGCGGUGCCUCUGGGAACACCAGCGAGUCAGGCGGUGCUGCACGCCUCGCCCGCCUGCUGUGCGUAUGGCUCCUGGCCCCGUCAUCGAACAGCUCCGAGACGCCCUCGGAAUCCUUCUGGAGACUGCUGGAUUUUGACCUCCGACCUUACCAAAUCGUCUUGCAACCAGACGAAGACGCGCUUCUUGAGCAAAUGCUCAGACGCUUCUGGAUGGCGCCUCUAUGGAGCUGCGUUUCCCAGGGCGUUGAAGGAGCAACUGGUGCCGCUACGGCCGCUGCACCUACGGAUCCUGCGGAUGACCUUCUCGAGGUCAUGAAACAAUCGUGGGCUUGCUUCGGGGCAACCGUUUGGCCCUGGCUUGUGCAGCGUUCAGCGCUUGCGUAUCGGAUGCGCUGGCAACCGUGGCUCGUUCAGCAACGACGCAUCGGAGCCUGGCUUGAACGUAUUUGCGGGCGACGCCUGAUCAUUCCAGAGGCAGCUCCGCUGUUUAUCGAGGCGCGCUUGCCCUUUUUCCGACCGGUUUCACUGGCGGAAUCGCUCCUACGAUUAGAGGGCGCGGGAGCAUCACUGGAACACGUGCUCCGCUCCGCAGGCAGACACGUCUGGAGCGCGCUUCUCGAUAUGGAUUCCAUGGCGACGACAACGACGACGUCAGAUGUCACUGCUGCGGUCGAUGAAAUGAAACAAAGCGACGAGCAGCGUCGUCAGCGCCUCGUAGCCUACUGGCGAGCCCUUUUAUGCAACGAAUAUGCGGCUUCAUGUACGGAGGUUGUCGCACCGGGAGCAUUGCGUGCUGAUCACGCGACAUCCUUGAAUCGUGCGGAAAGCGCGUUCCCCGACGAUGACCCGCUCAUGGAAACGAGCUCGCCUGUGUCAUCGUUCGAGGAGAGCAUCGCGUAUGCGGAUCCUCUGUGCCUUGUGAUUCUCGAACGAAUCCAACGGCAAUAUUCGUCACGGACGCAACGCCUCAUAGCGCUACACCAAGCACUUGAUGAGGGAUCACCGCACACACAUUCGAAGCGUUCGCUCCGCUGGUACACUCGCUGUAUCGGACUCGUGCAGGGUGCAUUCGGUGGGAUCAUGUUGGCGCUGUUGCCACUGAUCCCGCUGGAGCAGGCAACGUUGUGCUUGGAUCGGCUCCAUACGAUCACGUCGCUUGCCAGACAAGAGUCCAGCGAUCAGCGCAUAACCGGUGCCUUCGUAAGCAGCCAAGAUCGCCAGCGAGACCUGACGCUUCUGAACGAGCUCUGUGAGCGCAUACGCCUGGAGCUCUUGUGCUUUCCUGCAUAG